GUUAACUUCUGACAACAGUAAAUACUGGUACAGUUAAUCUUUACUUUAUAACUGUGCAUAUAUAUAAACAAAUAUGAGUCUCUGGGUAGACAAAUAUCGUCCAACAACGCUUGGCAAAUUGGAUUAUCAUAAAGAACAAGCAGAAUAUUUAAAAAACAUGGUACAAAAAGGAGAUUUUCCACAUCUAUUAGUUUAUGGACCGUCAGGAGCAGGAAAAAAAACUCGUAUAAUGUGUAUCAUAAAAGAAUUGUAUGGAAAUGGAAUUGAGAGAUUAAGGAUGGAAACUAUGACAUUUGAGACACUAUCUAAGAAAAAAUUGGAGAUAACAACAAUAAGCAGUAACUAUCACAUUGAAGUAAAUCCAAGUGAUGUUGGGAUAUAUGAUAGAACUGUAGUAAUGGAUUUGGUGAAAACAACAGCUCAAACUCAUCAAAUAGAUCCAAGUGGACAAAGAGAAUUUAAAGUGGUAUUAUUAACUAAUGUGGAUCAGCUUACAAAAGAUGCACAACAUGCUCUUCGAAGAACUAUGGAAAAAUAUGUUGCUACAUGUAGACUAAUACUGUGUGCAAACUCAACAUCACGCGUUUUACCAGCUAUUAGAUCACGAUGUUUAGGAAUCAGAGUUCCAGCACCAGCAGUAUCAGAUAUAAAAGACAUUUUGCAUUCAAUUUGUAAACGUGAAGGUUUAACUUUACCAGAUGAAUUGGCUGUAAGGUUAGCAGAAACUAGUGGUAGAAAUCUUAGACGAGCAAUAUUAAUGCUUGAAGCUUGUAAAGUUGAAUCAUAUCCAUUUACUGCAGAUCAAAAUAUUACAGAACCAGAUUGGCAAGUGUAUAUUCGUAAUACAGCAAAUAUGAUGGUCAGUGAACAGAGUCCAAAAAAGCUUCUUGCAAUAAGAAACAGACUUUAUGAAUUAUUGACCCAUGCUAUACCAUGUGAUUUGAUAUUUAAAGGUCUUUUACAAGAAUGUAUAAAAAAUUGUGAUCUUCAGUUAAAAAUUGAAAUUGCAACAAUUGCAGCUGAAUAUGAACAUAGAAUGCAUAGGGGGACAAAACCAAUUUUUCAUUUAGAAGCAUUUGUUGCUCGAUUUAUGGCAAUUUAUAAAAAGUUUAUUGAUUCAUCUCUUGAAGGUUUUGUGUAA
Molecule: messenger RNA, 1141 nt
Organism: Eufriesea mexicana
Lineage: Eukaryota; Metazoa; Arthropoda; Insecta; Hymenoptera; Apidae
Gene: RfC38
Product: replication factor C subunit RfC38
Exons: 6
Coding region: 74-1141 (355 amino acids)
Biological process (GO): DNA repair; DNA-templated DNA replication
Cellular component (GO): nucleus; DNA replication factor C complex
Molecular function (GO): DNA clamp loader activity; ATP hydrolysis activity; DNA binding
Source: RefSeq, a predicted model, not a curated record